AUGCCACAUUCUCAGGACAGUUCUAUCACCUACGAACAACUUGAUUCACUCAGAUUCGAAUCCAUACAAGCAGAGCUGGCCAAUUGGGAAAACAUCGUGUUUCAAGGUGACAUGGAUGACUCGCGUAAACAGAGGGAAGCAUCUUCCAACAGUGGCGAUCAUACAUCAAAUCCAGUCAACAAUUCCGCCGACAAUACAGGGACAGGACAACACUUUCGCGGUGCUGUACCGCCUCAUGUUCCUCCUGAGGCAUACAACUACCUUAUACAUGCAUUACUUUCAAUGCAAGGAGCUGUACCACCCCCACCACAAACAGCACAUAACCAAUCGUUACCAUACCCUCAAGGACAAUUCCCGGCAGGUCCUUCUACAUCCUCAAAUUUUUCCGAUGUGCCAUACCAAGCCAUGCACCACAAUCUACCCCUUGCGAUGUCGUCUACAGGAUCUCUUUCACACUUUCCCCCCACUAUGAUGACCCCACAUUCAGGUUUCCACAGUACAAUUAAUGAGACUCCAGCGAUUGCAUCAUCGGCUUCUCCAGAUGCAAGUGAUAAUGCAGACGAAGCUUCUGCCAUUGCUGAAGAUAAGCGCAGACGAAAUACUUCAGCUUCAGCCAGAUUUCGGAUCAAAAAGAAGCAGAAGACGCUCAACCUUGAGCGAAGUGUUACCGACCUGACCGGCAGGACGGAGGAGUUGGAGCGAGAGGCAUCGGAGCUGCGACGAGAGAAUAGCUGGUUGAAGGAAAUUGUGCUAUUAAAAAGCAGAAGGAGGGGCGCUUCUGGUGGCUCACAAUCCAGGAAUUCACAACAAGCCAGUACUUCGUCCGCACAGGGCGGCGGUCAUGACGGUGAUCCUAGCAGCGACGAGGAAGAAGGUCACGAGACACGCGAAGGGAAAUAAAACAACGCGUGGUGGAGGUUGAGCCGUUUACGCUAUGUCAUGUAUGUGUGAGAGACUUAUAUUCAAGAUCAUAGAUGUCAUGGAGAUGCUUUUUUUCUGGGUGUGUUUGGCAGCCCCAUCUCUGAUAAGUUCAGCGCAGCAGCCAGAACUUUGUAGCAACCAGGACUUUGUAGCCGCACGUUCGCACAUUUGUAUGUACCUUGUAAUGCCAAGAUCUUAACUACAGUUAAA
Suillus fuscotomentosus is the source of this 1131-nucleotide messenger RNA. RefSeq lists its product as uncharacterized. Gene Ontology annotation, cellular component: nucleus. The transcript is spliced from 3 exons. Gene Ontology annotation, molecular function: DNA-binding transcription activator activity, RNA polymerase II-specific; RNA polymerase II transcription regulatory region sequence-specific DNA binding. Gene Ontology annotation, biological process: regulation of transcription by RNA polymerase II. Bases 1 to 900 code for a protein of 299 amino acids. The record is from RefSeq and is a predicted model, not a curated record. Lineage: Eukaryota; Fungi; Basidiomycota; Agaricomycetes; Boletales; Suillaceae.